AUGACCCCUCAGUUAGCGGAAAGGUAUAAUAUAGAGGGACAGAAUUUAGUGCAUUUUGUAUGUAACAAGUGUAGAGGAUGGACAGGAUAUGGAUUUAUUGAAGAGAAAAUGGUUGUUGCUAUUUUCUAUGAUUUACAACUAAAGUUAUUUGGACCAAACAUCCAGCUUCGUCAUUGUGUAAUAGCUCACACAAGUGGUAUAGUCACAGUAACACCAACCAGCAGGGAGUCCGAGACGUAUGUCAAUAACCAGAGAGUUCAUGAAACAACACUACUUCAGCAUGGAAUGACCGUAAAGUUUGGAAAACAGAACGCAUUCAGAUUCUUUGAUCCUUCUUGGGAAGGGAAACAGAGGAAGGGUCAAAUGCCUCAGGAAUUAGCACAAAAACAAGCCACAGCUCCUCCAUUCCCAAACCGGCCUCAGGAGACCAAUUUCGACAUGGAUGGUAGGGUAGAGACAAUGACAGAUGGUUCCCGGCCUAAUCACCCACAGAGGCAGGAGAGUAGGCAAAGUGCUCACAGUAGUCUUCAGGGCAGCAGUAUGCAGGGCAGCAUUCAUGAUGAUGUACCCAGAGGUUCACCACGUGAUAGCCGGCCGGAUGGUACCAAGUUUGAAGAUGCAUUACCAGCUAGUCUAGAGUUUAGAGAUGAUAAGGAGAAUGAUUUCCUUAGCACUGUUAUCUUAGACACAAAUGCAUCGGCGACACAGUUUAAACUUUCUCCAACAUACACGAUGUAUCUAGCAGUCAGGUUCAGACUUUCGAGUGCAUACAGACCUGAACCAUCAGAUCCAUCAGUCCAUCAGAUCGAGCACACAAACUGACGUCUGUGGUGAACA
Molecule: messenger RNA, 837 nt
Organism: Mercenaria mercenaria
Lineage: Eukaryota; Metazoa; Mollusca; Bivalvia; Venerida; Veneridae
Product: afadin-like
Exons: 6
Coding region: 1-822 (273 amino acids)
Biological process (GO): regulation of protein localization
Cellular component (GO): adherens junction
Molecular function (GO): cell adhesion molecule binding
Source: RefSeq, a predicted model, not a curated record